Molecule: messenger RNA, 554 nt
Organism: Limulus polyphemus (Atlantic horseshoe crab)
Lineage: Eukaryota; Metazoa; Arthropoda; Merostomata; Xiphosura; Limulidae
Product: CUB and sushi domain-containing protein 2-like
Exons: 3
Biological process (GO): proteolysis
Cellular component (GO): membrane
Molecular function (GO): metalloendopeptidase activity
Source: RefSeq, a predicted model, not a curated record
CAGUUAAAAAGGAAACUUCAUCAAACGACCAGAAGUUACAGUGGACUUGCUGGACACGAACUAUGACUACGGGUCAAUAAUGCACUACGGGACUCGAGCCUUUGCCUAUGAUAAAAAUAAGCUGUCCCUCAUCCCUUUGACACACACUGCUUGGGACAUUGUUGGUCAGCGUGAGAAGAUGAGCGAUUUGGACAUCAUGAAACUGAAUAAACUUUACCAGUGUGAUAUCAUAAACUGUUCUAGUCCACCAACCCCAACAGCUGGCUACAAAAUUGGUGACGACUUUGGUGUGGGCAAGAUGGUGAUAUUCGGAUGCGAAGAAGGAAAGAUUUUGAUUGGACCAUCAACUCGCUUCUGUCGAUUUGACGGACGUUGGUCAAGUUCUGAUCCAAAGUGUAUCGAUAAAUCGAACGUUCAAACUUGUGAUUUUGAAGAAAGUUUGUGUGGAUUUGCACACGAUGAAGAAGAUGAUGUAGACUGGGUGAGAAGAACUGGUCCUGCACCUACUGAAAACACCGGUCCUAUCGUGGAUCAUACGAAAGAAGAAACAACAG